UGCAUUGGCAUGAGUGCUGAAAGACCACAAAACCCUGUGGUCUUUCAGCACCCAUCAAACUUGAAAUGCAAGAAAUCAGAGAAAAUCAACUGCAGUUUUCAAAACUCGGUUGAAUUUUCUCAGCAAGUAUUCGUCCACACGUCAGCCAGCCCUCCUUCAGCUCAGAUGAGCUUGAAAUAGUUGAAGGGAGCAUUUUGGGAAACCACUACAAGGUAGAGGCUUUCCUCGGAGAAGGGGGGCUUUGGUGUUGUAGCCAAAUGCCGUGAUACCAUGACCAACCGAGCUGUGGCUAUUAAGGUGAACAAGAAGGACCCUGAUAUUCUGCAACAGGCAAAACUGGAAAUUUUCAUCCUGGAGCAGCUGAGAAGGUUGGAUCCAGAUGCCGCCAACAUUGUUCAAUGGAACGGCUUUUUCCUUGACAGAGAGCGUGUUUGCCUGAAAUUUGAACUCCUAGACCAAUGCCUGUGGGACUACAUAGGGGACCCGAAUAACCGGCGUCUCCCCAUAAGCGAAGUCAGGCCAAUUUUAGGUCAACUCACAAAUGCUCUGUCCCACCUGGGUUCUUUGGGAAUAGUGCACGCUGACCUCAAACCUGGAAACAUCAUGGUUGUAAAUCGCUAUGAGUCUCCAGUCAAAGUCAGACUUAUAGACUUUGGCCUCGCAUGUCCUGCGUCUGCAGUGAUGCCUGGUGACCGUGUGGGGACGGUUGGUUAUAGUGCACCUGAGGUUAUGCUUGGCCUUCCUUAUAACGAAGCAUGUGACAUGUGGUCUCUGGGGCUGGUGGCUGUGGAGCUUGUUACAGGGGUGCCACUCUACCCUGGAAAAAAAUAUUAUGAUGUUUUGAAAUUCAUCAUAGAGACUCAGGGUCAGCCGCCAGAUCAUGUUCUCGAUCCUGGCGUGUACACUGAAGACUAUUUCACAAAAGACAACUACAACCAACAACGCUGGACAUUUAAGACCGCUCAACAAUUUAAAUACGAGACAGGAUAUGAAUCUUUGGAGACAAGAUACAUAAAACUGACACGUCUGGAUGACCUCGAACAAAUAAUGCUGUUUAGACGAGGACCAGAAGAUGGCCAACGCUUAUUUGUCAGCCUAAUUAAAGAGAUGUUGGCCUUGGAUGCACACCAGCGGAUAACACCCUCUCAGGUUCUCCGGCAUCCCUUUUUCAACCCUGGCCUCUCCAACAGGUUCCCAAGUAUCAACAUGAAAAACCAUACAGAGUCAAUCUCCAGCAUGGCAUCUUCCACCCUGGACAAAAGUGAUAAAAACACAAACUGGGGUUGGAAAAGGAUAUUAACAGCAAAUUACAUGAAAAUUAAUUAAGCUGCUCCAAAAAUGAUCACUUUGGCUUCUUUUUUUUAAAUUUUCACUCCCCCCACCCCAACCAGUCGUGGCAGAGGGCUGUCCCUUCCUGAGCCUGGCUCUGUUGAAGGUUUCUUCCUUUUUAAAGGGAGUUUUUCCUUCCCACUGUCGCUAAAUGCUUGCUCAUAGGGAAAUCUUCUGAUUGUUGGAGUGGCCAAAACUCUAGGGGAAGUAGCAAUUCUUGUGAAAAUUUAAAAAAGAAAAAGCCUACCAAUCUUCAAAGCGCAGCAGCGGACACCUUACCAUCACAUCAGUCCUUCAAUCAGACCUAAAACACCACCUUUACAGAAAUAAAUUCCAUACAAAUUGGAAAUAAAUUGUUGUUUUUGAUUGUUUAUAAAUAUAUAGUGCUACCCUUCAGCCUCCUAGUAGACAUACCUGUGUUAUCCCCAACU
This is a messenger RNA of Haplochromis burtoni (Burton's mouthbrooder), 1760 nucleotides long. RefSeq names its product homeodomain-interacting protein kinase 3-like. The coding region runs from base 271 to 1326 and encodes 351 amino acids. The transcript has a single exon. Gene Ontology annotation, molecular function: protein tyrosine kinase activity; ATP binding; protein serine/threonine kinase activity. NCBI's taxonomy places the organism in Eukaryota, Metazoa, Chordata, Actinopteri, Cichliformes, Cichlidae. The record is from RefSeq and is a predicted model, not a curated record. Gene Ontology annotation, biological process: peptidyl-threonine phosphorylation; peptidyl-serine phosphorylation. Gene Ontology annotation, cellular component: cytoplasm; nucleus.